AUGAAGCUGGAGAGAGUCUCCACCGCUCCCUCCCGAGACGAGUUCCCUCCGGACCUGUUUACAGUCCUGCACCCGGGCUCCUCCCGGGGGGCCGUCGUCUCCCCGAGGAACCGCGCGGCCACCGCGGAAUUUGGUGUCCACCUGGCGGAGCUGACCGUGGACCCCCAGGGGGCCCUGGCCAUUCGUCAGCUGGCGUCGGUCAUUCUGAAGCAGUACGUGGAGACGCACUGGUGUGCCCACUCGGAGAAGUUCAGGCCUCCAGAAACUACGGAAAGGGCAAAGAUCUUCAUCCGGGAGCUGCUGCCCAGCGGGCUGAGGGAGUCCAUCAGCAAGGUGCGCUCCAGCGUGGCCUACGCUGUGUCGGCCAUCGCCCACUGGGACUGGCCCGAAGCCUGGCCCCAGCUCUUCAACCUGCUCAUGGAGAUGCUGGUGAGCGGAGACCUGAACGCCGUCCACGGAGCCAUGCGCGUGCUGACAGAAUUCACGCGGGAAGUCACGGACACACAGAUGCCCCUCGUCGCCCCCGUCAUCCUCCCCGAGAUGUUCAAGAUCUUCACCAUGGCCGAGGUGUACGGCAUCCGGACCCGCUCCCGAGCCGUGGAGAUUUUCACCACGUGUGCCCAUAUGAUCUGCAACAUGGAGGAGCUGGAAAAGGGUGCAGCCAAAGUCCUCAUCUUCCCGGUGGUGCAGCAGUUCACCGAGGCCUUCGUGCAGGCCCUGCAGAUCCCCGACGGGCCCACGUCCGACAGCGGCUUUAAGAUGGAAGUCCUCAAGGCGGUGACCGCCCUGGUGAAGAACUUCCCCAAGCACAUGGUGUCCUCCAUGCAGCAGAUCCUGCCCAUCGUCUGGAACACCCUGACCGAGAGCGCGGCCUUUUACGUGAGGACAGAGGUCAACUACACGGAGGAGGUGGAGGACCCUGUGGACUCGGAUGGCGAAGUCCUGGGCUUUGAAAACCUCGUCUUCAGCAUUUUCGAGUUUGUCCACGCGCUGCUGGAGAACAGCAAGUUCAAAAGCACGGUCCGGAAAGCCCUGCCGGAGCUGAUCUACUACGUCCUGCUGUACAUGCAGAUCACCGAGGAGCAGAUCAAAGUGUGGACGGCCAACCCCCAGCAGUUCGUGGAGGACGAGGACGACGACACGUUCUCCUACACGGUCAGGAUCGCCGCGCAGGACCUGCUGCUGGCCGUGGCCACGGAUUUCCAGGGCGAGAGCGCAGCCGCCCUGGCUGCCGCGGCCACUCGGCACUUACAGGAAGCUGAGCAGACCAAGAACAGCGGCGCCGAGCACUGGUGGAAGAUCCACGAGGCCUGCAUGCUGGCGCUGGGCUCGGUGAAGUCCAUCCUCACCGACAGCGUCAAGAGCGGCCGGGUCCACUUCGACAUGCACGGGUUCCUGACCAGCGUGGUCCUGGCGGACCUCAACCUCGCAGUGUCUCCCUUCCUCCUGGGUCGGGCACUCUGGGCUGCCAGUCGGUUCACUGUCGCUAUGUCCCCUGAAUUGAUCCAGCAGUUCCUGCAGGCAACAGUUAGUGGCCUUCAUGAGACGCAGCCCCCGUCCGUGCGGAUCUCUGCUGUGAGAGCCAUCUGGGGCUACUGUGACCAACUGAAAGCCUCGGAGAGCACGCAUGUCCUCCAGCCCUUCCUGCCCAGCGUGCUGGACGGCCUCAUUCACCUGGCCGCACAGUUCAGCUCCGAGGUCCUCAACCUGGUGAUGGAGACGCUGUGCAUCGUGUGCACAGUGGACCCCGAGUUCACAGCCAGCGUGGAGAGCAAGAUCUGCCCCUUCACCAUCGCCAUCUUCCUCAAGUACAGCAACGAUCCCGUCGUCGCCUUGCUGGCUCAGGACAUCUUCAAGGAGCUGUCCCAGAUCGAAGCCUGCCAGGGCCCCAUGCAGAUGCGGCUGAUCCCCACGCUGGUUAGCAUCAUGCAGGCGCCAGCAGACAAACUCCCCGCAGGGCUGUGCGCGACAGCCAUCGACAUCCUGACCACCGUGGUGCGCAGCACGAAGCCGCCGCUCUCCCAGCUGCUCGUCUGCCAGGCGUUCCCCGCGGUGGCGCAGUGCACCCUGCACACGGACGACAACGCCACCAUGCAGGUACCGCGUGCUGCCGGAGGCGGAGGUCUGACAGGCCCACGCUCUGGCCUGUGUGUCUCACGUCUGUAUUUACCCGGAGGCCGGGGACAGUCAGCUGCCAACGCCUGUGGCCUGUGGUCUGGGGGCUGCUGUCGUAGAGAUGUGGGCGCCCUGUAUCUGGGGUCACCGCUGUGGAGGCGUCACAGACACAGACCUGGGCCGGGAGGGAGUCUUUCUGGAUGGUUCUCUGAUUUGCUGGGCCGCUUCCCUGGAGGCCAGCGUGCGCGUCUUGGAGGGCUGAGCAGCCGGGGCGGGGACCGUGGUGUCUGUGGCCACAGCGGGCUGUGGUACGUGAUGCAGGUGGUGAGCCAGCUGCUGGACCCCCGCACCUCCGAGUUCACCGCCGCCUUCGUGGGCCGCCUGGUCUCCACCCUCAUCACCAAGGCCGGGCGGGAGCUGGGUGAGAACCUGGACCAGAUCCUGCGCGCCAUCCUCAGCAAGAUGCAGCAGGCGGAGACGCUGAGCGUCAUGCAGUCCCUGAUCAUGGUGUUCGCCCACCUGGUGCACACCCAGCUGGAGCCCCUCCUGGAGUUCCUGUGCAGCCUGCCCGGGCCCACCGGCAAGCCCGCCCUGGAGUUCGUGAUGGCCGAGUGGACGAGCCGGCAGCACCUGUUCUACGGCCAGUACGAGGGCAAAGUCAGCUCCGUGGCCCUGUGCAAGCUGCUCCAGCACGGCAUCAACACGGACGACAAGCGGCUGCAGGAUAUCCGCGUGAAGGGCGAGGAGAUCUACAGCGUGGACGAGGGCGUCCGCACCCGCGCCAAGGCUGCCAAGAACCCCGAGCGCUGGACAAACAUUCCUUUGCUGGUCAAGAUCCUGAAGCUGAUCAUCAACGAGCUGUCCAACGUCAUGGAGGCCAACGCUGCCCGCCAGGCCGCCCCCGCGGAGUGGGGCCAAGACGACUCCAAUGACAUGUGGGAGGACGAGGAGGAGGACCAGGAGGACGAGGAGGAGGGCGGGGGCUUAGCGGGCCAGCUCCUGUCUGACAUCCUCGUGUGUCUGACAGAGGAGGACUACUACGAGGACGACGAGGAGGACGACCCCGACGCCUUGAAGGACCCCCUCUACCAGGUGGACCUGCAGGCGUACCUCACGGACUUCCUGUGUCAGUUCGCGCAGCAGCCCUGCUAUGUGGUGUUCUCGGGCCACCUCAGCGACAGCGAGAGGCGGGUGCUGCAGGCCAUCGGCAUCUAG
Myotis brandtii (Brandt's bat) is the source of this 3330-nucleotide messenger RNA. RefSeq names its product importin 9 (gene IPO9). Gene Ontology annotation, biological process: protein import into nucleus. Gene Ontology annotation, cellular component: cytosol; nuclear envelope. NCBI's taxonomy places the organism in Eukaryota, Metazoa, Chordata, Mammalia, Chiroptera, Vespertilionidae. Gene Ontology annotation, molecular function: small GTPase binding. The record is from RefSeq and is a predicted model, not a curated record.